GCUCCCUAGUCCGCAGUCGUGCAUGUACUGCAUCAGACAGCAAGUCUAAAAAAGUCGCAGCCGCAUCAGUGUGCUGCAGUGAAAUCCAGCUCCUGAACACACACCCUGCUGCAGCCUGCAGAGCAGCCACACCACACUGACAGACAGCACAUCAGCCGGAGAUAUUCACAGAAACAAACAGGAAAGAGACGCUGAGCCGCUGUGACACAGCUGAGCUGCAAGAUGGCUCAAAAUGACAAGGACCCGAUGACUGCAGUGGGGAAUCUCUCCCCAAACCAACUGCAGUCCCACCUCAAGAUGGAGCCCAAGACUCUGGGGGCGAUCCAGAUUGUUAUUGGAGCUUUGAUUCUUUGUCUGAGUGCCUCUGUGCUCCAGAUCCAUGAGGUCCACUUCACUGGAGAUGUGGCCCUCUUCCUGAUUGUUGUCAUACAGGUGACCUUGUCUGGAUCAGUGUUGGUCCACAGUGGGAGGAAACCUACUUUGUUUUGGGUGAAAUGUGUCCUGGUGCUGCAUCUCAUCAGUGCUGCAUUUGCCACUGCUGCCCUGGGUCUGAUGUCCAAACAUCUCCCCUACCGGCAGGAUUCUUACCACUGUGAACACUGCCGCAGACUGGAGCUACAUGCCGUGCAACAUUGUUUCAGGAAAUGCACCGGGCUGAUCGAGCAAAAGUGUAAACUGUUGAUUGAUGGAAUCCUGGGGACGCUGGUGAUCUUCCUGGUGCUGGAGCUGUUGAUCUGUAUCACUGCCAUGCUGUUUGGCCUCAGUGUCCUAGCUGCUGGUGCAACUCCGGCUUCCAGCCAGCGACCCGUCUAUCCACAGUCUCGCCCCCCGCCUGCUCCAGCUGUUCAGGCUUCUCCGGCUGCAGCUGAGCCGACUGUAUCUCAGCAGGUGGCUGUAGUUGUGACUGAACCAGAUUCAGAGCAGAUGGAGGACAUCUCCACCCCACCCACUGAACCCCAGGUGGAGCCCAUAGAAGCUGUGACCACAGAACCCUGAACUCAACACGCACUGCUCAGUCUGUGGUGCCAUGUCAUGUCAAUCAGAGUGUAAAUAUGGAUGUCAACAGGGAAAAAAAACUCCUGGUGGUGAUUGCAAUAUGGACUCAGUUAUCUCCCAUUUAGCUUGAUGAAUUAUGUAUCAACUCGGGUGACAAAUCUGCUGAUGGCAGCAGUCCAAGGUGAGAAAAAUAGUAAUAAUAUGGAAAAGUUAAUGUGAAUGUCUCAACAACUUCAACAUGUAAACAUUUGUUGAAACAAAAAUUUGUCAUCCUGCUUUUUCACUUCUGGCAUGACAUGAACACAGCAUCAGUGCUAGCACUGCUGGACCUGCACUACAGUAUGUUGUGGUUAUGAUAUGGAUCUGUGUUAUUAGUAAUGUUGACUACCACUAAAAUCAGUAUAGUCAGAGAAAUAAGCUUUUACCCAAAGCUGAGACAGCUUGGUUACUAUUACAGUAUGCACAGUCUGAUAUACUCACUUCACUAACAGUGUGUGUACAUGUUGUGUUCAUUAGAAUGAAGGUAGAUUACUGAUAACAUUAACCUUUCUUGCCUAAAAAUAUGACAUGCUUGAAAUAA
Molecule: messenger RNA, 1576 nt
Organism: Thunnus maccoyii (southern bluefin tuna)
Lineage: Eukaryota; Metazoa; Chordata; Actinopteri; Scombriformes; Scombridae
Exons: 9
Coding region: 223-996 (257 amino acids)
Cellular component (GO): membrane
Source: RefSeq, a predicted model, not a curated record